Fundulus heteroclitus (mummichog) is the source of this 2393-nucleotide messenger RNA. It is a transcript of the gene foxb1a, whose product is annotated as forkhead box B1a. Gene Ontology annotation, biological process: regulation of transcription by RNA polymerase II; anatomical structure morphogenesis; cell differentiation. Gene Ontology annotation, molecular function: RNA polymerase II cis-regulatory region sequence-specific DNA binding; DNA-binding transcription factor activity, RNA polymerase II-specific. Lineage: Eukaryota; Metazoa; Chordata; Actinopteri; Cyprinodontiformes; Fundulidae. The transcript has a single exon. The coding region runs from base 429 to 1370 and encodes 313 amino acids. The record is from RefSeq and is a predicted model, not a curated record.
UCCCAUGGCAAUUGUCAUGUGAUAGCAAAGAGGUGGCACAUUAAUGGAGCGCCUCUACAGGGGUUCUUUUCUGCUCAUGUCACUACAUAAAACUAUCAGAUGGUUAGAGGAAGGCCAUGGAGGCGCACGACAGCUAGGCUCAUCGAAGGAAAACCCCGCCAAAUGAAGUUCAUCCCUGAACCCUAACAGGACAGGCUGUGUCGCUUCGACGGAAAAACGACGCUCCGUAAAUGCGCACCGUCUCCUCCUUCAGUGCGGAGGCGCUCAGAGACCGGCUGCUUUACGCGCGCCAAGACUGAAACUUUCCUCGGCACUUGUUUGCGAGACAAGCACUGAGUUAUCAUCGGGGGACUGAGGGGAUUCUAAACUUUUUAUAUAUAUCACUACGAUUCUUUUUUUUUUAAAUUUAUUUUUACAAAACAUCGAGGAUGCCUCGUCCGGGGAGAAACACGUACAGCGACCAGAAGCCACCUUACUCCUACAUCUCGCUGACGGCCAUGGCGAUCCAGAGCUGCCCGGAGAAGAUGCUGCCCCUCAGUGAAAUUUACAAGUUCAUCAUGGAUCGGUUCCCUUACUACAGAGAAAACACGCAGCGGUGGCAGAACUCUCUGCGGCACAACCUGUCGUUCAACGACUGUUUCAUCAAGAUCCCCCGGCGCCCGGAUCAGCCAGGCAAGGGCAGCUUUUGGGCUCUGCACCCCAACUGCGGGGACAUGUUCGAGAACGGAAGUUUUCUGCGGCGCCGCAAGAGGUUCAAGGUGCUGCCCGCGUCGGACCACCUGGGCCCCACCAAGCAGUCGGACGCGGCGCAUUACCUCCAGCAGCAAGCCAAGUUGAGACUGAGCGCCCUGGCGGCCAGCAGCACGCACCUUCCCCAGAUGUCAACGUACAACCUCGGAGUAUCCCAGUCGUCCACCUUCAAGCACCCGUUCGCCAUCGAGAACAUCAUCGCCCGCGAGUACAAGGUCCCCGGCAGCCUGGCGUUCUCCACCAUGCAGUCCAUGUCCGCCGGCUACCCGCUGCACAACCAGCUCACCACGGCCUGGCCGCACAUGUACAACAGCAGCGUGAUCGACACGGCGGCCCCGAUCUCCAUGGCGAGCGGCGACUACAGCGCGUACGGGGUGCCCAUAAAGUCGCUGUGUCACGGGGGGCAGUCCUUGCCGGCCAUCCCGGUGCCGAUCAAGCCCACCCCGACCUCCAUGACGGGCUUUUCCGCGCUGCCUCCCCACAUCCCCGCGUUCCUAUCGAACUCUCCCCAGUCCCUGAGCCCGACCUCCCCACAGACAGCCACGAGCCAAAGCAGCCCGGCGACCCCCAGCGAGACUCUGACGAGCCCCUCCACGCUGCAGUCCGUGGCCGUGCACUGACUGCACCCCCCUCACCCCCUCCUCAAAAAAAAAAAAAAAAAAAGAAAAAAAAAAAAAACUCUCCUUAUUACCAAAACCCAAAGUUUAUAUUUUCUGCAGUCGGAAACUAUCAAGGCGAGUGGAGGUUGCAUAUCGAUUUAUUUGUGUAUAUGUGUUGAAUGUGUCGCUUUAAAUCGUGUCAAGUCCAGCACAGAACCGCACACGAAGUAUUGCUCUUGAACAUAUAAAUUAUUUGAUAGUUCUAUUUUCCAGUUUGUUGUGACAUGUAGGCUAAAGGGUCGAUGAUGGGGUGGGCCGCCGAGGUGAUCAGGGGUCGGGCUUGGUUUCUGUUUUUUUGUUUGUUGUUGUUCUUGGCAAGAACUCUCAUUAGAACUUUUGCACCGUUUCUGUGGGACCACCAAUCUCAAUAAUAAUGCAAAGAUAAAGCUCAUGUUUGCUUUUGCCGUCUUGGAAUGAUGGCUAAAAGGUUAUACCAAAUAGGAGUAGUAGCUAUUUAGAUCUGUUCUUACACCAUCCCUGGAAUAAUAAUAAUAAUAAUAAUAAUAAUAAUAAUACAAAAAAUAGACAGAAAAGCAAGCCGAGUUAUAAAUCUUUCCAAAAACUGAAAGUGUCGUCCUCAUAAUGCAAGAUGUGAACAUUUGUUGUGAAAUGCACUUUUCUUUUUUAAAUUUAACUUUUUAGAUAUCUAUUUUACAGGCGAUUAAAAACAAUGUUCUGUGAAGCAUUUAAUUUAAAAGCCGUGGUGACCAUGUUUAUCAGAUGCUGUAAAAUUUGUAAUUUUCUUUUGAGGUGAAGCAUGCUUUCCUGAAUUUGUAUGGUUCCUGUUGGUGUUGUUAUUGUUGUUUUUUCCCCCUUUUUGUUUCACUCAAAUUCUCUCCGUGUUUUUUUUUUUUUUUUCUUGUUUAAAAAAAAAUCUGAUUUUGCAAGCAUGCGUGCUUUGGAAAAGUGUGCAAACAGUCUGCGAUGAACUGGGGGGUAAAAAUGGUCAUAGAAAUAUUUUCUCAUUAAAAGUGAAGCAAACAA